GACUGACCUUCACCAAGUUGUUCAAGGAAGUGAGGUGAUAAUAGGAAGCCCAACAUAGAUAAUGCAAAAUCGUUGAAUUUUUAAUUUAAUUAUAAUUGGGGGUGUGCCACGUGCAACCACGUGUCUGGUAAGAUGGCAAUGUAUAAAUGCUGUCUAUGUUGUGAGGACGUUAGUGAAGGAACAAUGAAAGCUAAAAGAGUAAAAGCCCUUGGAAAUGCUGGGAAAGUCACAGUAAAUGUUUUGGAUGAUAUAGCACUUCGUUUUUUAAACAUGAAGUUCACUCUUGGCACAAAUGUUGAUCAAACCGAUUUCUUUUGCCAUAAGUGCAGGGCAAAAGCAGAGUCACUGGUAGCUUUACGUGAGAAGCUAAAGAAUGAAGAGAAAGAGCUACUAUUGUCCAUCACUACUGCUUUUCAAAGUAACCAGGCACUAAUCUUAAAUCAAGGACAGCCUGGACAGAGGAAGAGGAGCUUGCCAGACCCCAUUACAGCCAACACUCCAGUAGAUAAGGCUAUACGGCAAGAUGAGUCUAAUGCUGAGUCAGUUGUACGACAACCAGAAUCUCAGGAAGAGUCUGGCAACUCAAAUGUACCGUGUGAGGAGACACAGCAAGCAUUAGGUGUUUCGGUACAAAUUAAAUGGCCCUCUGGAACUCGUAAUUUUACAAUCCAUACCCCAUGGAGACGGAAUGCUAUUCAACGAUUAGCUAGGAAAAGUUUGAGGUCUUUCUCAUCACACAUGCUAUCUGAAACUUCCACUUCAACUACUAUACUGCGGCGGGUUGCUAUGAUAGUUAGGAAAGAGAUGAAGGACAUAUGUUCAGAUAGUCAUGAUUCCAUCAUUCGUGAUUCUAAUGAAGGUGUAAGGAACUUCAGGUGGGAUAGCUUAUUUUAUGAACUGUCUCGGAAUAUGCCUACUUGUGUUUCACUACUUCUAUCGAUGAUUCCAGGGAAAGAUAAUGGUAAAAGAGUGAUGUCGUUGUGUGUCAUUGUAUCAAUGAUGCUAAAGAAGAGAUAUCCAAAGAUGGCAUUACUUCAGAGAGCUGUAUCAGUUUUAUU
Amphimedon queenslandica is the source of this 1058-nucleotide messenger RNA. RefSeq lists its product as uncharacterized. NCBI's taxonomy places the organism in Eukaryota, Metazoa, Porifera, Demospongiae, Haplosclerida, Niphatidae. The record is from RefSeq and is a predicted model, not a curated record. The transcript is spliced from 2 exons. The annotation marks the transcript as partial.